This is a messenger RNA of Mesitornis unicolor (brown roatelo), 545 nucleotides long. RefSeq names its product protein tyrosine phosphatase type IVA 2-like. Gene Ontology annotation, cellular component: nucleus. Lineage: Eukaryota; Metazoa; Chordata; Aves; Mesitornithiformes; Mesitornithidae. Gene Ontology annotation, biological process: protein dephosphorylation. The transcript has a single exon. The coding region runs from base 42 to 545 and encodes 167 amino acids. Gene Ontology annotation, molecular function: protein tyrosine phosphatase activity. The record is from RefSeq and is a predicted model, not a curated record.
UGUUAAUUUUUUUUGGCCUCUUACACCUUUUGUUUGCAGUUAUGAGCUGUCCAGCCUCUGUGGAAAUUACUUUUGCACGUAUGCGUUUCCUGAUCACUCAGAACCCAACCAAUUCAACCAUCAGCAAGUUCAUAGAGGAGCUGAAAAAGUAUGGAGUGAAAACUUUGGUGCGAGUUUGUGAUGCCACUUAUGAUCAAGCUCCUAUCGAAAAAGAAGGAAUCCGAGUUCUGAACUGGUCGUUUGAAGAUGGAGCACCACCCCCGAAUCAGAUAGUUGAUGACUGGCUGAACCUGGUGAAAGCCAAAUUUCAGGAAGAGCCUGGAUGCUGUAUCGCUAUUCACUGUGCUGCAGGGCUGGGAAGGGCUCCUGUCCUGGUUGCACUUGCUCUCAUUGAAAGUGGAAUGAAGUAUGAAGAUGCAGUUCAGUUUAUAACGCAGAAGAAGAGGGGAGCUUUCAAUUCCAAACAGCUGCUUUACCUUGAGAAAUAUCGACCUAAGAUGCGAUUACACCGCAAAAAUGUCUGCAGUCAUUGUUGUGUUCAAUAA